CUGCUAUAGAGCCAUUAGCCAUACAGCUCAAAACUGGUGUUGGUGCCUUCGCUCUCGAUUCAAUCAAUCUAAACCCUAACCCUAUUCAAAACCCUCUUUUUAUUUCUCUCUUUAUCUUCUUCAACUUUUCCUCUCUCUCAUUCGGGAUUUGGCAAUGCGUGUAAAAGCUAUCUUUUGAUCAUUUUCGUGUCUUGCUAUUCAAUUUUUUUAUUUUUAUUUUCCCGUGUUGCUACUAUAUUUUGAUCAAACCCUAAAGUUGUAUUCUUUUUGGGAAACCAGCAUCGGUCUCUUGCGUUCUCGGUUUUAUCACUUCUGUAGGGUUCUGGGUUUUUGUUUUCUCAAUCGGUUUCAGCGCAACUCUUGUUAAAGUUUGCAGCUUUUUGGUUUCUUUCCGUUUGCAGGUAGAUUUCCGGAGACAGUUCCGGUCAGGGACAGGUAGUGCUUUUUAAGAGCUUGAGAGUUCAGAGGCGAUGGUUUCACCAGAUGUGGGUUCAGUCGAGGAUGUUGUUCGUGCAUUAUUAGAGUAUUUGGUUGAUCCUUUGCUACCAGCAAAAUCUUCUUCCCGGAGUACUCCAUCACUUUCUCAGCAGCAGUCAGUUGCAAAGCAGGUGCAUGCUGUUGUGUUACUCUACAACUACUACCACAGGAAACAACACCAGCAGCUGGAGUUUCUAGGUUUUGAACCAUUUUGCAAGUUGGCUGUAGUUCUAAAACCGAGUCUGUUGUCACAUAUGAAGCUUAUGCAGAUUUUGAAAACUGGUGAAUUGGAUGACCUGGAAAAUCACCUUUCAGCCACAGAGAAAAUGGUCAUGGAUGCUUGUGAUAUAUCGACUAGUCUAAAUGCAUCAAAAGAUGUUCCUAACACAGAGGGAUGGCCAAUCUCCAAGGUCACAGUUUUUCUAGUUGAUUCUAGGAAGGAGAACUGUGUGCUGCUAUUCAGUUCUGUUACCCAAGGGGUUUGGUCAGUUAUUGAGAAGGAUGUUGAUGCCACUAAUCACAGUUUGGAAGGUGUGAAACAGAUAUACAGAAAGAAACGGACCACUAAAAAAUCUACAAGAGAUGAAACAGGCAGUGAUGAAGCUAGCUUGCAGCAACUUGCAUUUUCUGCUGUUAAGAAAGCAGCAGGCAUCAGUCAGGCUGAUCUUAUGGUUUUGGAGAGCCAUGUUGUAUAUUCUUUAAGCAAAGAAAGGACAGCUUGUCGCUUUUACAUAAUGCAGUGCACCCAAUCAAUCAAUGAGGAUAUCAGUCAAAUUCCCAUUAACGAGGCGAUUGACAGCUUGCAAGGCCCGUUGGUUAAGAACAGUUCCUGCAGUUGGACGGUGACCUCAGUUGUUGAGUAUUUCCAUGUGCUUCCAUAUAAAGGGAUUUUAUCAGAUUGGCUUUCUAGGGGAGUAUUCUCAAACAGUUUGCAGGAUUUAAGGGUGGGAUUGGGAAACGAAAAAUUAAACAGCACUCAGAGGACAGCAGAACCUUUGGAUGCAGAAGUUAAGAGAAACAGCAAUGAGUCUCAUAGUAACUGUGGCAGAGUAGAUGUUCUUGGCAAUGAGAAUAUGAAUGCAGAUAACCCUUGCAUGGUUUGCCCCCAAAAUGAAGAUGAUGCAGAAGUUAAUAAGAAAAGAGUUGGAUCUGAUAGGUACUUGAGCACAGCAGAUGUUCUUGGCAACAAAUCAAGUGGCACUGACACUGAAUCUCCCAGAUGGAAAUACAGUAAUAAUGAAAGCAGAAGUAAGAGCCUUCCUAAUUCAGUCGAAGUCAACCUUCACCAGAAAGAGAUGACUCUGUUUACAGCCAGGGAUCUAAAUGCUGCAGCAACUGGUGCUAUGGCCAAGCAGGAGGGGAUUGCUAACUCUGUGAUGACACCAUGCACGACUAGCUGUAGAGGUGAGAAGGUUGCCAACGGAGGAGAGAUCUGCAACUUUAUCAUGCCAGAUCAGGAUGGAAUGCUGAUAGAAGAUAGGGCGCUGGUUACUUACGAGUCCAACUCUGAACAUCUUGACAAACUUCAAAUUACUAUUGCUUCAAAGGAAAAAUUAUUGUCACAAACUGCCCUGAAAGUUCUUCUCAGAAAAAGGGAUAGACUGUCUCAUCAGCAACGCAAAUUAGAAGAUGAGAUUGCACAAUGUGAUAAAAAUAUUCAGACAAUUUUAGAUGGGCGAUGUUCUGAAGUCAGAGCACUAUCAUGGUUGGCAGCCCAUAGGAAAGUAAAUGCCAAUUAUAAACGUUGAUUCAGAAGGUGACGCAAAUUCUUUCCUGGGAACUUUGUUGUGCUUUUGAAAGGAGGAUGGAGAGUUGGCCAUAAAGAAACAAGUGGAAAAUCAGUAGAUCACUUAGUUAUCCAUUGCCCUUCUCCCAUGCAGUGUGGAAAAGGCUGUUUUCUUAGGCAGAAAUCUCUUGGACUGGCUCUGAAACAAAAUAAUAGUAAAGCUGGAAAUUCACUGGGGAAGUGUAGGUGAAGAUUGUAGAGGAAUGCUAGGGGCUGAGGAUAAGACAGAAUCUUUAGAGGUGUCUGGUAGAAGUCCUUUUCCUCUCUUUGGCUUCCGUCGUCCAAAAAUUGUUAUGGAAUCCCUUAGUAUCCUUAUGUCAUAUUGGAGGAUGUGGCAUUUCUACCAUUAACUUACAAUCCUGAUUUCUUUCCCUUGGUGGACAAUUCCAUAUAACCAUCUUAAUGUAUUGUUGAAUGAUUUAGGGAAUCCAGGUUGGAAAGAAAUGGGUUAUCAUCAGGAAUCAUAUAGGAGAGGCCAUUUUAGCUUUUACUUUAGAGAAGCGGGGAGGGCUUCUGUAGAUGCAAAAGUUCUUGUCUGUAUCAGAAGGUCUUAGAGAGUGAAUCUUUAGGUUUGAGCUAGUUUUUGAUAGACUGGGACUCACUGCUCGUUAUUUCCUGGGUAAGGGAGAGCAGAUGUGAAUCCUUGAUAUGCACCCAUCUCAUGAAGUCCUGACUAAAUAUGUCAGGUCUGUGUGGAGUUUACAUGGUUGUCUUAAGGUAAAACAUGAAAUUGGCAUCCUAUAAACAAGGAGCCCUUUUUUUCAAACUGGAUCAGUAAAACUAUAAGCAAACUUUUAGCUGAAGAAGCAGCAGAUUUCAUAUCAGAUUUGAUAAAUCAAAUGUUAUUCCAUGGUCAUCUUUGUUAUCAAUCCUGGAUUCCUAGACCACUUGGGCAGCAGCUAAAGUUGGAAAGAUUGGUGGGUUUGGAUAAUGUCUUAAGUGAUAUUGUAACAUGCCUGGAAGCAAUCUAAACCACUUUCCUUGGUCAUCUUCUAUAUAUGCUAGGGACAUUAUCUUAUUCGAACCUUCUAUGUAACAUUGUCUGAGAAAUGAAAUUUGUAGUAUGACAGUUUUAUGAUAGAAAUGAGAAAUUUUUGGUCCAGCUUUUGGAAAUUGGAUCUCUGCCCACCCUUCAUCCCACAGUGAUCCAUAGCAGCCAUCAAUAAAUGCAAAGAAUCUAAACUUAUAUUUUUGUCUUUCUCUACU
Molecule: messenger RNA, 3469 nt
Organism: Vitis vinifera (wine grape)
Lineage: Eukaryota; Viridiplantae; Streptophyta; Magnoliopsida; Vitales; Vitaceae
Exons: 11
Coding region: 471-2225 (584 amino acids)
Source: RefSeq, a predicted model, not a curated record